AUGAACCGCCUGCCCAGCAUCCCCUCCCGUCCGGCACCUCCUCAACCAUUUACCUCUUACAGUCCCUACCAGAGAUCCAACGUUGCACCGUCGCGGCCAGAGAUCGUGCCCCCAGCUCAACCCCGCCGCCCAAGGGAUCCUGACGGAAGCCAAAGUAAUGCGCAACAACUCCCAAGUUUGCGAACCCUCUUGGAGCCUGAGUUAUUGGACAACAAACUGCCUGACCCAUCCCCGCGACCAGGUGGUGGUCAUCUCCCCCACAGUAGCACCGUGCGGUAUGGAUCAUCGAGCCCAACCUUAAAAAGACGGCAUGAUUUCGAUGGUUACAGCCACGCCCACCAUGAAAGUAAUGCUAUCGCUUCACGAGCGCCACCUGUACUCCGUCAUGCCAGUAAUAGCACUACAGCGGACGUACAAUCGCAGUCCUACUCGCCCUCAAGCUCUGCACCUGGUUCUCGGCCGUCUGAAUUCCAUCGCCAUGCAAGCCUUGGUCGUCCACCACAUCAUGAAUCGGUCGGUAUGAUGAAUCGACAGCCAUCUACAGCCUCUGCUAUGAGUGCGUCCUCCGACCCGGUAGGCACUUAUACAAUCCAGUCUGCGCACGAUGACCCUAUGGAUAUUGUGAAGGGACCGGCGAGGAGACGCACAGAGGGCUCUUCUCGCGCUCCAAUUCGAGCAUCACGGUGUAUGGGGCAGCGUGAGAUUCCUGGAGAGGGUCUAUGCUAUGUCUACGAAGAUGGAACAUACUGCCGUGCCGUUAUAGACGGUGAACCAGUCAACCCAUCCUGGGGCAUUACCAAGGCAGGCAAGCCACGAAAGCGACUUGCUCAAGCAUGCCUGACUUGUCGAGAAAAGAAGAUCAAGUGCGAGCCUGGGUAUCCAAAGUGCCACCAAUGUGCCAAAUCACAGAGGGCGUGUAGAGGUGGCCUCAACCAGGCAGGCAUGAGCAAUGCAACGGAGGAAACAUCACCGUCUUCUUCGGGAGCUCUAUUUAAGACCCAGUCGGCAGAACUUGUGAGCCCAGUGGCCGGCCCCGACAAACCCAGAGCUCUUGAAGAGCAUCGUGACCCUACAAGAACUGUUGAAGCUUGGAAUACUAGUUCACCACACAAGCUUCGCAACUUUCGUCCGAAUUCAGUUGCUACGUCAAGAGAUAUGUCAGUUCACUCGUUUGACUCAGACUGGAGCGGCUCUUUGAAUUUGAAUAAUCCAGAUCCGGAUGAACCCAGACGUGGCUCGCACCAGGACUAUCUGGCCAUCCAAUGGGAACAGGAUCCGUAUGAAACAGAUCCCCGGACGACCAUGCAUCUCCUGGACCUGUAUUUCCUGCACGCAGGACGCGCCACGUAUGGAAUGUUCCCUCGGAAACCUUUUCUGAAAUGGGUCGAAAACAACAGUCAUGAGAAGAGCCAGGAUCAGCUCAUGCUUCUAUACUCCGUUCUAGCGAUGGGUUCCGUCUUCUCCAGUGACCCGGGCAACCGGACGAUUGGGAGACGUUUUGCCGCAGUAGCUGCUCAUGCGACAGAGAAGCGGUUCGGCAAGUUCACACUCCAAUUGUGUCAGAGCAGGCUUAUGCUAGCCCUAUACAACUUUGCUAGAGGAAAGGCACAGGAGGCCUGGGACUUCUGUGGAGCCGGUUUGCGAGCCAUUAGCGCCUUGAAACUCAAUACCGAGGAGGGAGUCAAGGAGCUGCCCGAGGAUUCCGCCGACCUGGACUAUGGAUUCGAUCGCCGGACCCUAGAGGAAUGCUGCCGACGUACUUUCUGGUCCGGAUUUUUGAUGGAUCGCUAUAAUGGCUUCUGUGGAGGAACUCUUUGUGUUAUUAAUCCCGAGGAUACCUUCCUUCGCCUUCCUUGCCUAGAGUACGCCUAUGAGAACUCUGCUCCCACUGAUACCCCCUUCUUUGAUUUCGACCUGCUGAGUCACCAGACGCCUUCUUCUCCUGUUUCUCCUUCUGGACCGGCCCUGGGUCAUAUGGCUUAUUUAACUCUAAUAUCUGCGAUCUGGGGGGACGUGUUGACUUUUACGAGCCGGGCUGUCCAUCGACCGGACGACGGCUACGAACGACUUUACGAGGCUUUCUAUGCCAAAACAAACGAGCGGUUGGAAGUCUGGCAGACGAUGUUGCCGCCUAAUCUCCAGUACAGCCCACAGAAUCUCGAUAAUAGCAUCAUUGAGGGAUAUGCGGGCACUUUCCUUUCCAUCCACGCUCUCUACCAUACCACCAUGAUCAGACUCAACCGCCAUGUCCGCGUCCGUGCACUUUCCAUGGACAAAAUAUCCCGCAACAUCGACUGCGCUUUCCGGAACGCGUCUAUGUUCCUUUCCCUAAUGCACUCCCUAGCCCCGGUGAAGCGCCAACGCCGUCUCCCACCUAACUCCGCAUCCGAAUUUCUCUUCAGCACCCCAUUCCCUGGCUAUGCACUCAUGCUCUCCAUCGACGUCCUCUCAUCCGCUGGCACAGUCUCAACGCUACCGAAUCUAAUCGAGACACUCGGAACCACGAUCUCGUGUCUGGACGAGUUAGUGCAGUUCUGGGCAAGUGCACGCGCGCAGCAGAAAGCGGUUUCUGUGAGAGUUAAGCAGUUGACGGAGAUUGCGUUGAAUGAGGAGCAAGGGGUUAGGAAUGGCAGUUUUGGCCAUUUUUGGCGCACUGGCGAAAGUUUGGAGACGGCAUUUGCGGCGGAUGAUAUUUGUUAUCGGACUGAGGAUCAGGUGCUUUUUGAGAUUGUAGGGGAAUUGACGGGACGGUGA
Molecule: messenger RNA, 2754 nt
Organism: Lindgomyces ingoldianus
Lineage: Eukaryota; Fungi; Ascomycota; Dothideomycetes; Pleosporales; Lindgomycetaceae
Exons: 3
Coding region: 1-2754 (917 amino acids)
Biological process (GO): DNA-templated transcription; regulation of DNA-templated transcription
Cellular component (GO): nucleus
Molecular function (GO): zinc ion binding; DNA-binding transcription factor activity, RNA polymerase II-specific; DNA binding
Source: RefSeq, a predicted model, not a curated record